Messenger RNA from Loxodonta africana (African savanna elephant), 3508 nucleotides. It is a transcript of the gene VAMP4, whose product is annotated as vesicle associated membrane protein 4. The record is from RefSeq and is a predicted model, not a curated record. Gene Ontology annotation, biological process: Golgi ribbon formation; SNARE complex assembly. Gene Ontology annotation, cellular component: SNARE complex; trans-Golgi network. NCBI's taxonomy places the organism in Eukaryota, Metazoa, Chordata, Mammalia, Proboscidea, Elephantidae. Bases 1 to 1107 code for a protein of 368 amino acids. The transcript has 8 exons.
AUGAAGAGAGUAGCUGUCACGUAUCUGACAGAUGAAUUUAUUCACUGUGGUUUAGCACCCAGGGUAUAUAUUAUCAUCUUCAGCAAGAAACUGAAAUUGUAUUUGACCUUCAACAGGCUAAAACCUCCUGAAUCAAGUCAGAUCAUUACAGAACGUCACGAGCACGCCCUCGGCGCCCCACUGCCGCAUCCCCCGAGCGCCCUCGCGCGAGCCUGGUCCUGGCUGGGACCUAGAGACCCAGUUGUUCCUCCCCGGAAGUAUGCUGUAGUUCCGGGAUCCGGGUCUACGCUCGGGCGGCCACAGGUCUGCCCACACAGAGGAGGACCUAAUCGACUCUCUCGACGAUCUUCGCGUCCUGGCCCCGCCCCCCCGCCCGGCGCCAGGCCGCGGAGCGCCGAUGGGCUCGAUGAGCCGGGGGCGCCCUACGGCGGAGCGGCGGGGGACGGGUCUGCGGCCGCUGCCUCGGGCUCCCGCCUUCCUGCCUGCUGCCCGCUCCUUCCCCCGCCCGCCCGGCAGAGCCUGCUCUGGAGAGCCGCCCGAGCUCCCCCACAGCCACAGAGAAAUCUUUUGGAAGAUGAUUCAGAUGAAGAAGAGGACUUUUUUCUAAGGGGACCAUCUGGACCAAGAUUUGGACCGAGAAAUGAUAAAAUUAAGCAGUCUACACAGCAGUUUAGGUUGCCAUUGGUUACAUUCUUCACAGUGUGUGUACCUUCAAAGGCCGCAGAUGAGGGUGUAAAGUAUGAAAACUUCUCUAUGAGAUAUGGUGUUCAGAAUCAGGUGGAUGAAGUUAUUGAUGUCAUGCAAGAAAAUAUCACAAAGAAAGCUUAUCGGAUAAUGCAACUGCUUUUAGCAACAGAUCCAAGCAACUUCGAAGGCAAAUGUGGUGGCGUGGAUGCAAAGCACCAUUCCCAGGAGUGGCUGCGGCGGGCUGGUAUUCAGCCACUGUUUCGUCAGGGAGAAGCAGCCAGCUGCACAACCUACUCACACCUGUGGAACCAGAGAAUAAUGGCGAACUUGGCAAAAGCUAAGUACUUAAUGUUUAUUUUACUGUGCUCCCCUGCCCCAAGCCAGCUUCAGAGGCUGGUGAUUUCCCUGGGCCUGAGAUAGGCCCUACUGAGCACCAGGAACCAUUCUUGUGGCCCUGGAGAAGGAAUAAAUUUGCAAUUCGGGAAAAAGAUAAUGUGCUAGCUCCACUAACCUGGGGAGCUCCGGACAGAAGCACCUCCUGUCCAGGUGUAAACAGUUGUUGGACUUUGAGUACUUUUCCCCCCUGCAUGGACCUGUGGGCCUAUUUCAGAAUAGGCCCUUGUUGGCAGACUGCAACUGUUUCAGCUGUGUGGUAGAGAGGUGCGUCUUCAAUAUUUGACACUGCUUUAGCUAUUAAACAGAGUCCUCACCUACCCACAUUUGGGGCCUAAGGACUGGUGGCUCCACUUAGGUCACCCAGCCACCCACGACGGGUGUAAGGAUAACUGGUACCUCCCAGUCCUUAAGACCCAAAGCAUAUGGGUGCCCACGGCCCAUCUGCAGAACCCACCCACCUGUACGCUCUAGGGAACAGGGAUGUGCUUUCCUCAGAGACACUUGGGGGAUGAAUCUCAGCCCCUUGGCUUGUUCAGAGCUUGACCCCCUGCUGCAACCAGAUACAGAUACCUACACCAAUCAUUGCUGCCGGUCUAAGACUGUAGGACAGAGCCUGUACCACACACUUGAUGAGCAGCUACCUGGACAACUGAGCUGAAUCCAUACAAGAAAAGUGAAUGGACUCCUAGACUGAUAUACCUGAUAAUACCUCUAGCCAUCUGGUGACAGGACAUCAGAGCUUCAAAGGCAAAGAUAAUCAAGCUAGCUCAUUCAAGCAACCCAUUUGGGCAUAUCAAAACAAAACAAAAACCAAGAAGCUAGGAUACAGUAAGCAAACAUUAAAUAAACUAAUAUAAUAACUUCUAGAUGUCUCAGAGACAACAGGUCAAUAUGAAAUCACAUAAAGAAACAGACUGAACACUUCAACAAGCUCUCGAAAGAAUCCAGAGAUCUUCUAGAUGAGAGUGCUCUCCUGGAAUUAUCGGAUGAAGAAUACAAAAGAUUAAUAUACAGAACCCUUUAAGACAUCAGGAAGGUGAUCAUGGAAUAUGUGGAACAAGCCAAGAAACACACAGAUUAAACAGUUGAAGAAAUUAAAAAGGUUAUUCAAGAACAUAAUGAAAAAUUUAAUAAGCUGGAAGAAUCUAUAACGAGACAGCAAUCAGAAAUUCAGAAGAUUAACAAUAAAAUUACUGAAUUAGACAACUCAAUAGAAAGAGAAGCAAAAUUGAGCAAGUGGAAGGCAGAAUUGGUGAGCUUGAAGAUAAAGCACUUGGCACCAAUAUAUUUGAAGAAAAAUCAGAUAAAAGAAUUUUUUAAAAAUGAAGAAAACUUCACAAUCAUUUGAGACUCUAUCAAGAGAAAUAACCCAUGAGUGAUUGGAGUACCAGAACAGAGAAGGAUAACAGAAAAUAGAGAAUUGUUGAGGAUUUGUUGACAGAAAACUUCCCUGAUAUCAUGAAAGAUGAAGAUAUCUAUCCAAGAUGCUUAUCGAACUCCACAUAAGGUAGAUGUUAAAGUCAACAAGACAUAUAAUCAAACUUGCCAAAACCAAAGCUAAAGAGAGAAUUUUAAGAGAAGCUGGGGAUAAACAAAAAGUCACCCACAAAGGAGAGUCAGGACUACUCAGCAGAAACCAUGCAGGCAAGAAGGCAAGGGGAUGACUUAUGUAAAGCAUUGAAGGAAAAAAACUGCCAUCCAAGAAUCAUAUAUCCAGCAAAACUCCCUCAAAUAUGAAGGUGAAAUUAGGACAUUUCCAGAUAAACAGAAGUUUAGGGAAUUCAUAAAAGCCAAACCAAAACUACAAGAAAUAUGAAAGGCAAUUCUUUGGUUAGAAAAUCAGUACUAUCAGAUAUCAACCCAAGACUAGAAUGCUGGACAGAGCAAUCAGAUGUCAGCCCAGACAGGAAAAUCACAAAAAUAAAUCAAGGUAAAAAACCACUCAAAACAGGGAAACAGUGAUGUUAUUCUGUAAAAGAAGACAACAUUCAAACAAUAAAGAGGAACUAAGAAAUGUAGUCAUAGAUCUUUCAUAUAGAGAGGAAGACAAGUUGAUAUAAAGAAAUAAAAGUUAGGUUUAAAUGUAGAAAAAUAGGAGUAAAUAUUAAGGUAACCCCAAAGGAGACAAACUAUCCUACACAGCACAAUAAAAUACAAGAAAAAAAUAGAGACUCAGCAGAAACAAAAUCAGCAACAACGAAUAAGAGGAAAAGACAGUAUAUAAACUACUCAGCACAAAAAAUUAAGUGGGAAAAAGAAACUGUCAACAACACACAAAAAAAGACAUCAGAAUGACAGCGUUAAAUUCAUACCUGUCCAUAAUUAUGCUGAAUGUAAAUGGACUAAAUGCACCAAUAAAGAGAGAGUGGCAGAAUGGAUAAAAAAAACAUGAUCUGUCUAUAUAUUAUCUACAAGAGACACACCU